CUUUUGUACGUGAAAAUUAGCUAUUAAGAAGGAAAUUAAGGGAUUUUAGGCGGAAAUUUAGAGGUUUGAGUGGGGAUUUUGGGAGUUAAGGGGUAGGUUUAGGGCCAUUGAGAUUUUAGGGAGGGUUUUUGGGGGUUUUAUGUGCUGGAGUGAGUAGAAGUGGAGAUUUUUUGAGAUUUUGGGCUGGAUGAGGGUUUUAGGUGUGUUUGGAGGUGGGGAGUGUAUGAGAGGAUGUAAAUGGGUGUUGAGAUGGAUGAAAUUUUAGGGAGUUAAGUUGGGUUUUAUGAGGAUUUUUAAUAGAAGAGGGAGAAGAGAAGCUCUUAAUCUUUUGGGGUGAAAUUUUAUGAUUUUAGGUCAGUGUAUAUUUAUUUCCUCUUUGGUGUUUGUUAUCAAAGUUUAAAAUAAUAUUGGUAUUAGUUUUAUAAGGUUUGAUUUAAUAAAGUCUUAAUAAAUAUAAUAGAAAUCUCAGAAAAUAUCUUGGUUUAAAAUUUUUCGGUCAUUCUGAUGAAUUGUUUGGAACUCGGAUGUGAUAAAAAAUUUAGAAAAUUUCCGAAAAAUAAUAAGAGCAGGAAAUUGUAGUCUAUAUUUUCUUAUUUCAUAAUUAUUAAAAAUAGCGAAAAUGUAUCCCAGAUGUCUUUAAAUUUAUCAUUUUUGAGGAUCCAUAAAAAUGUACUCUACACGAAUUUCUUGUCCUUAGUUCUGAAUUUUCAGAAUUAAUUUCUUCAUUGAUUUCAAAGGUCAGAGAAAAUGGUAGCAAGCUUAUUGAAGAGAUUUAAUUACAAAGAGAGGCUUGAAGCCCUCAAUAACAACAUCAAAAUGCCUUCUCUUGGAUCUAAGUCUUUAGAAAUUAUCUUGACCUUCUUAAAGAAAAUUUCGUAGCUGAGAAACUAAUUCUGAAUAGGACCCAAAACGUGUCUAUUGAAGCAGAUUUCAGAGAAUCGUUCAGAGCAAAUAGUUCUUCAUAGAAGGCUCUGAACUCACUAAAUUAUUCCUAAGGACUGCUAGUCCUAAAUACUUUAGGAGUUAUGAGAUUCGAUCAGACCUUCUUUUCUUAAUAACAAACUUGAUAUUUCACAAAUUGCAUGAUAAGGACGAGAAAGAAACAACUUUUUAAGCCAUAAUAGCUCAUAUAUGCAUACAAAAGAAGCUUCUGUUAAAGCUAGAGAGGAGGUUAGCAUAACAACCAUAUUGAUUAUUAGUAAAACCUAAUAAAAUGAGCAAAACCUGUUUAGGUUGUCAGGCAAGACUUUCAUCCUUGCUGAUAAGCUCUCUACUAAUGACUAAAAUACUGUAGCUUAAUUAUACUAUUAAGCGCAGGUGAAUGCAGCCAAAAUAAUAAUGUCACUUCUGAUAAUUUUUCUCUGAUUAAUAACCAAAAAUUGUAUAAAUCUUUUAGGCAAGGAGACUCGAUGUUUUUGAGACUGGAAAAGGCUGAUAGACCUCUGCUAGUGCUUCAUGAAAUAAGGUCCAGCCCUGAAAGAAUUAGAUAAAGACUAGAUUCAUAAAAAUUCAGAGGUUCUAGUACGAUUUUUAAAUUCGAACCAUGAUCAGACCUUCAAAAUGCCAGUUGAAGAAUGGAAUCUUAAUAAUAUUUCAUGUAAAUGAAACUAUGAGUUUAUGAGAACUGGACUGAUAUACUUGAUUUAGGGAUAAAUCAUAAGAAAUCUGAAUUAAUCAUGAUUUGCUUACAAUAUUCCGUUAGCUCAAUCUUGAAAGGCACCCUCUCACUAGUUGAUAUUUCAGUCAGUUAUGAAUAAUUACUUGAUGUGAUAGCAAAUUUAAACAGAUCUAAACUCUAUCUUGCUUCAUUGGAUCUCAAGACCCUGUGAUGAGAAUAGAAAAUAACUAAAUCAUUCUGUGAAGAAAGAAUAUGGCUCAUCUUUCUCAUUGAAAAUUAUCAACCAAGAAUACGAAAUUAUCGAGGCGGACAGAAAGACAUUUGAAAUUAAUUUUCACAGAAUGUUUACCAACCUGGGUAACCUUACCACCUUGGAGAUGCGAUGCCAUGAAGAUAUAUAAAGCUACUAAAAAAUUUAAUAAUUAAUAAAUAAAGAUGUAUAACAAUUUUUCCAUGUAUUGAUUAGAAACACAAGUUCCUUUCAUGAAUCAGAAACUUGACUUAGAAGCAACUCUGUCUAUCUUUGCAUAUCAAUAUUGUUGGGGAGAUCAUAACUUUGCAUCAAAUAGUAGUGCCUCCUUAAAUAUGCCAAUCAGAGAAACUACUAUCAAAGACGUUGGUAAUUACAAUGGUUCGCUACUUUAUGAUCAACCAAAGCAAGAAAUAAAGAAGAAAGUAAACAAGAAGCCUCUACCAGAUAUCUCAUCAACCCUGUCAUCCAUCCUUGAAAUGACUGAAUCCCCAAAGGGAAUCUUCUUCAAAGCCUCACCUAAGAGUUCUAGAGGCCUCCACAACGGAACCUCUGCUCGCCGCUCUCGUUUUGUCGGGGUCCUCGGAAACGGCAAGCGCUGGCAAGUUCUCAUCAACGUGUCAGGCAAGAAGAGAUACAUUGGAACCUACUCAAGCGAGCGUGAAGCCGCUCUUGUGCACGAUUGCUACUCAAUCGGCCUGAACGGACUGAGAGCCAAAACCAACUUCGACUACGACUCUGCAGCUCUGAAAGAAAUGAUCGGGAACUACUUCACAAACGACUGCUGUUUCAAAGCAGCAGAGUUCAUGAACAGAGUGUAAAGGAAGUGUACAGCCAAAAGAAGUAGCCAUUUAUCCAUUGUUUUAAACCAGAUA
This is a messenger RNA of Moneuplotes crassus, 2743 nucleotides long. The record is from the annotation of a GenBank genome assembly. Lineage: Eukaryota; Ciliophora; Spirotrichea; Euplotida; Euplotidae.